GUCGAAGUAGUCGCUCUCUCCAGCUAUGAAGAGAAGGAAGAGCAAUGCAAAGAGCAGGUUGCUAGUCUGAGGCAACGGUUCUUCCACUCUGUCGCACCUGGGGGACUUGCGGGUGAUAGACGAGGAGUAGUCCCUGAACAAAUGUGGCAAAAAUCCUCUAUGUAUUGGCUUGUUUUUUGUUGUCUACCUGAUUGCCAAAGCCAUGUGGGUGCAAAACUAGACAUCUCAGCAGAAUUUCGUAAUGGCGCGCUUCCUGGGCUGAUCUCCUUAUCAACCAAGCUUCUUCCCACCGUCAUGAAUCUGAUGAGAAAACUGGCGGAACAAGGACAAGCUCCGUCUGCAAAUAGUAACCCUCAACAAGAUCAAUCCAAGGUUACAACCAACAGAGUAAGCAGCAGUGUUGGUUCAUCUUCGUCAAGCUUAUCUUCAACAGAAACCGUUUCCAACAGCACGAAAGAUGACUAA
This is a messenger RNA of Thlaspi arvense, 465 nucleotides long. The record is from the annotation of a GenBank genome assembly. NCBI's taxonomy places the organism in Eukaryota, Viridiplantae, Streptophyta, Magnoliopsida, Brassicales, Brassicaceae.